Messenger RNA from Pocillopora verrucosa, 2652 nucleotides. The record is from RefSeq and is a predicted model, not a curated record. Lineage: Eukaryota; Metazoa; Cnidaria; Anthozoa; Scleractinia; Pocilloporidae.
UGGAGAUAUUGUCGAUCAUGUUUCACAUUUUAUUUCCGUGUGUAGUCUUACUUUGUGUUCGAUUCUUUGAUAAGCUUGGGGUCGUUGACAGCAAACAAGGGACGAUUCCGCCGCCACGGGUAAAGUGUAAAGAUAUCGCUCCGAAUGAGAAAGUGGGGUGCCUAGUACCGGAAAAUACAAACAUGACCACGUGUCUUUUUCUUGGAUGCUGCUGGAAUGAUACGGAAGCAGAUUCUGCAAAGAAAUGUUACACCAAAAGAGGAGGAUCCUGCAUGCCUUAUCGAGGAAAAGUUUGCCAAGUGUCAUUCAACUCGACCCUCUCAACUUACCGCAACAGUAGACGUUUCUUUGACAACAAAUUUGGCUUGCCAGCCACCGAAGAAUUUCUUACUAGGGGUGUAGAAAUAAUCAACCAGCUUGUGAAGGACGACGAAAAGUGCAGAUACAUCUUAAUAAAUAUGCUUUGUCAUUACACUGUGCCUCCAUGUUACUCAGAUGACACAGACAUGAAGUACUGUAGGGAGGACUGUGCGGCCAUUUUCAAGGAAUGUAGAACCCCCCUGAAUCAAGUGAUUGGUGCCGUGACGUUGCAUGUGGCAGCGGAAAAGAUUGAUUUUAUACAUACAAGUCUACCGAACUGUUCCGGGCACCAUAAGGAAGGACAUUUUGAAGACAAACCAGGAAAGAUCUGUAUCAAGACAGGCUUUUUCAAUUACACAGAGACCACGAUGAGUGCAAACACUGAGAAAACAACCCCACAACCUGGUAGAAAACUGGAAAUUAUCCUUCCAAUUGUCAUAGUUGGCCUUUGCAUUAUUUUGCUAUGUGUCAUCGUGGUCGUUCUUCUUCGAAGACGUCAGAAAAUGAGGGACGCUGUGGAUAAUGGGCAUGCGCUAUCCCACAAAGGUUCCAUCACCAUGAGGGACAGGUUACGAGCGGAGUCCCUGAAGAGCCUGGACUCGCGCUUGUUAGGACUUUAUGACCCGAAAAAACUGAGGCAAUACAAUUUGGACCAUGUACAGUACGUGAAAGAUUUGGGAGAAGGUUUCUUUGGAAAAGUUUUUCAAGGUCGCGCUUCGGGUCUGAAUGAUAAACAACCCAAAAAGGUUAUUCCUGUGGCGGUGAAGGCGCUGAAGGACGAAGCGUCCAAGGAACAGAAAGAAGAGUUUUACCGAGAAGUAACUCUGAUGUCCAUUCUUACACACCCAAAUAUUGUUCAGCUUCUAGCUGUGUCAACUGAGGAGGAACCCUAUGGAAUGCUGUUUGAGUUCAUGAGUGGCGGGGAUUUGAAUCAAUAUUUGAGGAAUGCACUACCAGCGGAAACAUCGCUUGAAUCCAGCGAGAAAGGGAAAGGUAGUUUAUCUCUCUCUCAAGAAUCCCUUGUGUCUGCCGCAACCCAGAUCGCUGCUGGCAUGCAUUAUUUAGCCGAGAUUAAAUUUGUUCAUAGGGACUUGGCGACUAGGAACUGUUUAGUCGGAGAUGACUUCGUUGUGAAGAUUGGAGAUUUUGGAAUGUCACGUGACAUUUAUACUACAGAUUACUAUAAGAUGAGUAAAAAAACAUUGUUGCCCAUCCGCUGGUUGGCUCCUGAAGCUUUUCUGUACGGCAAGUUUAGUCUCCAGUCGGACGUAUACGCAUAUGGUGUGGUACUCUGGGAGAUUUUCACGUUUGGUCUUCAGCCGUAUUAUGGGUAUACUAAUAAAGAAGUGAUGGAAUUUAUUCAAAAGGGUAUUCAUUUAGAGAAACCAGACAACUGUCCGGACUUCGUAUACGCUAUAAUGAAAGAUUGUUGGAAAAAAGAACCAGAGAAGCGUUUGGAAUUUACAGCUAUAGGCAUGCGUCUAAAAGACCCUUACCACGUUUAUAACAUGCCUCCCGCUUCAGAAUCUGAGGAAGAACUCGAGCAAAGGGAGGAAGCAAAAGAAGGCGACGAGAUCUUGUCAUCAGACACUGGAAACUACGACAUCCCGCGUGCGAAAACGCUAGAGUCAGAUUACGACGUGCCGAGAUCAAACAAAGAUAUUCGAAUGAGCACUGCCGAUGACGACGACGACGACAACGACGACGAGGACAAAGAAGCUCCGAAAGAUGUUCCAGUUUGAUUUGUUUACCACCACAUAAGAACAAUCUCGUCGUUAUACAACUAUCAAAUGGACCAUAAAUGAAUUCACACGAGGCAUGUAAACUACGUUGUUAGAUUUUUUGACUAGUUGCUUUAGGAAUUAUAAAAUUCGACGCAGUUUACGGUGACAUCAUUUUUGCAAUAUGUCGUAUCUUGUAUGUCAUAUCUACCCAUAUUUAGUGAUGUUUUGGUGACUGAAAUUAUGAGAUUCCGUGGGGCCUUCUAGAUCUCUCUUCAGCCGCAUCUGCACCUGCAAAAAUUGCCUUUGCUGAACCAAUACUUCGUUGAAAAAUUUUUCAUGGCAAUUUCUUGUCAAGGAGAAACUUUUCAAAGACGCAAUUUGUCAGUGUAGAUAACUUGACAAGGAAAAUGGAGAGGACUUCAGAGAAAUUUAAUCCUACUUCAAUAAGCUUGGUCAACGCUGAGGACAAGGGUAUUUUUUUCCAGCUUGACAAGUGCAUUGGCAAACAGAAUUUGCUCGUUUUAAUGCGGCUUUUCUCAUGCUUGAUGGAUUUAUCAGUCAGCAACCC